Messenger RNA from Trematomus bernacchii (emerald rockcod), 2483 nucleotides. Its product is annotated as acidic mammalian chitinase-like. Gene Ontology annotation, molecular function: chitinase activity; chitin binding. Gene Ontology annotation, cellular component: extracellular region. The coding region runs from base 126 to 1535 and encodes 469 amino acids. The record is from RefSeq and is a predicted model, not a curated record. Lineage: Eukaryota; Metazoa; Chordata; Actinopteri; Perciformes; Nototheniidae. Gene Ontology annotation, biological process: chitin catabolic process; carbohydrate metabolic process. The transcript is spliced from 12 exons.
GGCAGCUACACCUCCCCAUCUCUCUGGGUAAAAUCAAAUGUAUAAAAAGCCUAACAUUGCUGUGGUUGGUCGGGUCUCUGGUCCAGUCUAAGUAAUCCAGUGAAUUUGUGAGAAGUGAAUUCAAAAUGACCAGGCUCACAAUUCUAGCAGGGUUAUGUCUGGCGAUAUGUCAACUGGGAUCCGCCACCCAGAUGAUAUGCUACUUUACCAACUGGUCCCAGUACAGACCUGGUCAGGGGAAGUACACGCCACAAAAUGUGGAUCCCUUCCUGUGCACCACCCUGAUCUACGCCUUCUCCAUGAUCAACCAUGCCAACGAGCUGGUUACCUAUGAGUGGAAUGAUGACGUCCUCUACGAGUCUUUCAAUGGACUGAAAUCAAAAAAUCCUCAUCUGAAGACUCUUCUGGCUGUUGGCGGGUGGAACUUUGGUUCUACACAGUUCUCUGUCACGGUGUCCAAUCCAGCCAACCGCCAGAAGUUCAUCCAGUCUUCAAUCAAAUUCCUGAGGACUCAUGGGUUUGAUGGUCUGGAUCUGGACUGGGAGUACCCUGGAUCUCGUGGAAGUCCUCCUGAGGAUAAAGAACGGUUCACUCUGCUCUGCAGGGAGCUCAGGGCUGCCUACGCUGCUGAGGCCAAGGCCACCGGCAACCCUCAACUCAUGGUGACUGCUGCAGUGUCUGCUGGGAAGGGAACCAUCGAUGCUGGAUUUGAGAUUGCUGAAAUUGCCAAGGAACUGGACUUCAUCAAUGUAAUGACCUACGACUUCCAUGGAACUUGGGACAAGUUCACUGGACACAACAGCCCACUGUUCCGCGGAUCCAUGGACACUGGUGAACUCAUCUAUUUCAACACUCACUUUGCCAUGCAGUACUGGAAAGAGAAAGGCACCCCAGUGGAGAAGCUGAUGAUGGGUUUCGCUACCUAUGGUCGUACCUUCCGUCUGACAACAUCAGAGAAUGGUGUUGGAGCUCCAGUUAGUGGCCCUGCAUCAGCCGGACCAUACACACGUGAAGCUGGAUUCUGGGCCUACUAUGAGAUAUGUGGCUUCCUGAAGGGCAUCACCAUUCAGUGGAUUGAAGACCAGAAAGUUCCCUAUGCCACCAACAACAACGAGUGGGUGGGAUUCGACAACAGGGAGAGCUAUGAGACCAAGGUGCGUUACCUGCAGAAGGAGAAGUUUGGCGGUGCCUUUGUGUGGGCCCUUGAUUUGGAUGACUUUACAGGACAAUUCUGCGGAGAGGGCGUCAACCCUCUGCUGUCACAUCUCCGAAAACUUCUUAACAUUGAACUGCCCCCACUGCCCUCCACCACCACCGCCAAGCCUGGUGCUAGCACGACCUCCACCACCACCACAACCACCACCACCACCCACGCCCCAGGACCUGGCUUCUGCAACGGGAAACCUGACGGCCUGUACUCCAACCCAGACGACAAGAACAGCUUCUACUCGUGCGACAGGGGCGUCACCCACCCGAGCCACUGCGGAACGGGAACUGUCUUCGAUGACAGCUGCAAGUGCUGCAACUGGCCCUGAGCCCCCAGUGGAGGCAGAGUGCACUACAACUGAUGACAACUAAUAGACAGAAUGUUAAAGUUCUAUUGUAUCCACUGUGUGUACAAUCAUUGAUCUGAGACUAUCCUUAGUGGUGUAUUGAUACAUUGCAUCUUGUUAAAUAUGUAACAUACAAUGCAGAUUACAAACAGAAGCAUCAAGUAUUAUAAAUUGUGAUGACUCGUCAUUUCAAUAUACAGUACAUAUUCAUUUUAAAUGUAUUACUUUGCAAAAUCUAUUUUCUAUAUAUCUAACAAUGAAGAAGAGCAUCUAAACUGCAGAGUUUAGUUUAAUCUUGACACCAACAGCUGUUCAGGAACUUUGUACAAAUAAACCAAGAGGGGGUAACCAUGUGACCCACAAUGUAACACUCUUAUGUCCCCGCUACAGGUACAGAGGGCCAAUUCCAAAAAAUUAAUGAAUUUACCAUGUUUAUAUGAUGACAGGUUUUAACUGAAUUAUAUAUGGCAUUAAUCCAGGCUCUUACAUCAAAUGCUCAUACAGUAUUUUACCUUUUGUUGUUUCUUAGUCAGACCAGCGGUGAGUAAUCACAGCACCACAUGCAGUUGAGACUGCGGACAUGAUUAUUAUCAUAGACAUGAUUAUUGCCCUGAUACUGAUGGGAUACUUUGGGUCAGUCAGGAAUAAAGAGAGGUUCAAACAGAGGGAGGGAACCUUUCACACUCAUUCAUAGUAUAUGAAAGCAGUUGAACAUAGUGAUCAGUUAACCCACCAGAGCCCAAAGAAAUACAAAAACAAACUUCACUGUCGUUGAUAAGUGAAAAAGUUGGUGUUAAAGGUCACUGAGUCACUGGUCGUAAGAGGCCUGCAUGUUUUUAGUGUGUGUUGAUUUAAGGAUUUUUAACGAAAAUUAAGAACAUGUUGAGUAAACACUCAUAUCAUUACCUAAUAAAGUUACGAUUGUAUUAA